GCUCUAUUUAAGCCUCAUUGCAACACUUGCUCAUUACAAUACUUUCAUAGAAUCUCUAAACCAAUAGAGAGCAAAAAAUAUAAUAAUUUUUUUAGUAGCUUGUUAUUGUUUUUGAUCAGAGGAUGAAGGUUGACAUUGAAGUUAUCUCCAAGGAGACAAUAACUCCAUCUUCUUCAACCCCUGAUCACCUUCGCAACUACCAACUUUCAUUUCUCGAUCAAAUAUCCCCUCCAAUUUUUAUGCCUCUAGUUCUCUUCUAUCCCGUGGACGUGGAUAACAAACACAGCAGUGUAUUCAGAUCAAACAACCUAAAGAAGUCUCUUUCUGAGGCAUUAACUCGAUUCUACCCUUUAGCAGGACGAGUUAUCGACAACACUUAUGUCGAUUGCAACGAUGAGGGUAUCCCCUACGUAGAAGCUCGUGUCAACUGCCAACUCUCCGAGGUCAUUAGAAAUCCAAUCCCUGGUGAACUCAACAAGUUCCUCCCAUAUGAAUUGGAUGAUACUAAUGAUCUUUGCAUGGCCAUUCAAGUGAACUUCUUCGACUGUGGUGGCAUGGCCGUUGGUGUACUCAUAUCUCACAAGAUUGCUGAUGCUUUCUCCUUUAUCAUGUUUGUCAAUAGUUGGGCCGCCACCGCCCGUGGAGAUAGCGAUUUACACUGUCCACGAUUUGAAUCCGCAACGCUCUUCCCACCAAUUGAUAUAACUUGCUUCAAACCAGGUAUUGGCAUGACCAAGGAAAAUAUUGUAACAAAGAGGUUUGUUUUCAUUGCUUCUAAGAUAGCUGCUCUUAGAGACAAAUAUACUGAGAAUACAAUCAAUAAUGGUCCAAUAAGGCCAACACAAAUUGAAGCACUUUCAGCCUUCAUAUGGAGUCGUUUUAUAGCUGCCACAGGAACAAAAGCAGACCCCAAUAAGGUCUACCAUGUGCUUCAUGCAGUAAACCUACGACCGAGGUUUGAUCCACCACUACCUGAUUAUUCUUUCGGGAAUAUUACUCAAAUCUCGAUAGCAGUUCCAUCCAUGGACAGUGAGGAACCAUGUUAUGGCAUCGUGAAGAAGAUGAGAGAUGCAAUACGCGGUGUCGAUUUCAAUAACGUGACAAACCUCAGGGAGGGUGACAAACACUUGAACUUACUCAAGGAGCUAGGUGAAAGUUACACUAAAGGAGACCUAGUCUGCUUUAACUUCACUAGUUUGUGCAGAUUCCCUCUCCAUGAAGCUGAUUUUGGGUGGGGAAUGCCUAUAUGGGUGGGUUCUGCUAGCCUUACAUUCAAGAAUUUAGUUUCUUUCUUGGACACACCAUCGAGGGAUGGAAUAGAGGCAUGGGUGAGCUUGGACGAGGAAGACAUGGUGAAAUUUGAAGAUGAUAGGGAGUUGCUGGCAUUUGUGUCCCCAAGCCAUGGAGUUGAACAGUGAAGCUUAUGUCUGUUAGACUUCAUUGAUUAUAAGUAACGGUUCUGGGACUCUUUCCCAGUGCCUUGUAAUUAAAAGGUUUAAUUUGUCUUUUUUUCUUCUCCUUUUGUUCUCGUUUAUGUUUUAGUAUACAAUUUUUUUUUUGCGUUUGGUAAUGAACUUAAGUUUGUCACUCAAUGUAAUUCCAAGCUAGAAAAUAAAUAAAAAAUCUAUUUUCACCUCCUUUUGUGAGCUGUUGUUGCUUGUUGCUUGCAGUCUCGAAAAUCUCUCUUUCGCCUCUCUCGGAUGUCAUCCUCUGGAUGCAUUAUUUGAUUCUUUUUUUAAGUUUUUAAGAUGAAUGAACAAAAUU
Messenger RNA from Ilex paraguariensis (yerba mate), 1764 nucleotides. NCBI's taxonomy places the organism in Eukaryota, Viridiplantae, Streptophyta, Magnoliopsida, Aquifoliales, Aquifoliaceae. The record is from the annotation of a GenBank genome assembly.